CGUGGAGCACGCCGCCCCAUGGGCGUGGUCUCCCGCCGGUUGCGUCGCGCUGGUUGGCUUUGCCCCGUGUCGUCGAGCUUUGCGUGACUCGGCCGCUGUUUGGAGGGCGCCUUUUGAGCCGAGCCGAACGACGAGGCACUGCGCUGUGCUGGCGAUGAGGGGGCUGGCGCUUGCGUUGUUGGCGCUGCUGGCGCAGGGUUGGGGCGAGCGGUGCCCGGCGCGCUGCGACGUGUCCCGGUGCCCGAGCCCCGGCUGUCCGAGCGGCUACGUGCCCGACGGCUGCAACUGCUGCUUGGUGUGCGCGGCGGGCGAGGGCGAGGCGUGCGGCCGUCCGGAUGACCCGCCGUGCGGGGACAGCCUCCAGUGUCGCUUCCUCGCCGCAGGUCAGCACCAGAACCAGGGCGUCUGCCAGUGCAAGCUCAGCGCGCCCGUGUGCGGCAGCGACGGCAGGACCUAUGCCAACGUGUGCCGCCUGAAGACUGCCGAGCGCCAAGCUCUGCAGCAGGGGCUCCCGCCAGUUGUCCAGGUCCAGAAGGGCGCCUGCCGAGUCGGUCAGCAGCAGCCAAACAGCCCAAGGUAUAAAUUUAACUUCAUUGCAGAUGUGGUGGAGAAGAUUGCACCAGCAGUUGUACAUAUUGAACUUUUCCUAAGGCAUCCUCUGUUUGGUCGUAAUGUUCCUCUUUCCAGUGGAUCUGGAUUUAUUAUGUCAGAUGUAGGUUUAAUUGUAACCAAUGCCCAUGUAGUGUCAAGCAGCAGUACAGUGACCGGGCGACAACAGUUAAAAGUCCAGCUACAGAACGGAGAUACGUAUGAUGCAACAAUCAAAGACAUUGAUAAGAAAUCUGACAUAGCAACAAUCAAGAUCAAUCCACGGAAAAAAUUACCUGUCCUAGCAAUGGGCCAGUCUGGUGAUCUGAGGCCUGGGGAAUUUGUUGUGGCUAUUGGGAGCCCUUUUGCCUUACAGAACACUGUGACAACAGGUAUUGUCAGUACAGCACAGCGGGAUGGCAAAGAGCUUGGCUUGAAGGAUUCCGACAUGGAUUAUAUUCAGACAGAUGCUAUUAUCAAUUAUGGAAACUCAGGAGGACCUCUGGUAAACUUGGAUGGUGAAGUGAUUGGCAUCAACACUUUAAAGGUUACUGCAGGAAUUUCCUUUGCUAUUCCUUCUGAUCGUAUUACUAAAUUCCUUUCGGAGAAUUAUGAUAAACAAAGUAAAGAUGGGAAAAAAAGGUUUAUUGGCAUAAAGAUGCUGACAAUAACACCUGUACUAGUGGAAGAACUGAAGCUUAAUGAUCCAGAUUUUCCAGAUGUCAGUAGUGGAAUUUACGUACAUGAAGUUGUUCCAAAUUCUCCAUCUCAGAGAGGUGGGAUUAAGGCUGGAGAUAUUAUUGUUAAGGUGAAUGGACGUCCACUGAUGACUUCUGCUGACCUGCAAGAUGCAGUGAUGAAUGAAUCGCCUCUACUACUUGAAGUUAGAAGGGGAAACGAUGACUUGUUGUUUAACAUAGAACCUGAAGUGCUUAUGUAAAUCAAACUGAGGAAGAUCAUUGCAACACAGUUAAACUCAUUUAUUCUCGAACAUCGGAUAUCUCCUUUACAGUGAUAAUAAUUACACCUUGUGUUGACUAAUGACAAGGUGGAUUAACAUAACUGCCUGAGCCAGAGAUGUGCCUGACAGUCAACAACGUAGCUACUUCAUAUGUCGAGUCAGAUUCCUUUUGGUAGUUCUGCGUAUUGAAUUUCACAUAAAGGAGCUCACAUAGGUCAUUCUUAUGGUUUAAAAUUGGGAAAAUGUUUUUGCUUAAUUAGGAUUAGUUACUAAGCAGCAAAAUAUGUCUACAAAAUAGUCCUUGGAUUAGACCUCACCCAAAGCUUUAUGAGGAUUUCAGCUAGACUGCUGCCUUUUAUGUGGUUUAUGAGUAGUAGUCUGUGCCAGUCUGACCCAAAGCUGAACUCUUGCUAAGAUGGCUUAAAUGUGAAAUGGUAUAUUUGCUGUACAUGCUCUUUUGCUACAUGUACACAGAACUGAGAAAUUAUAAAUAUUGAAGGAAAGGAAGAAAAGCGAUCAUACGAUAAAAGAUUAAUGGUGAUGGUAACCCAAGAAAGAUGGGUACAAGGCCCUUCCCCUUCUUCAAUAUCCUAAUGCUACAUUUACAAGGUCUCUGCGGAUGAGCACACAAAAUACUUUCCCUCUAAGUAAAUAUAGUUUGUUCAGGGGUGGAAAUACAUCUCAAGCCUCAGGGGUUUAUAGAAAAUGCAAAUGCACCCCCCCCCCGCACACACACACACACCCCAGCUCUGUGAUGUUCUAUUUGACAUCUCAGAACUAGUGAGGAAGCCUGCAGCUUCACCCCUCAGAAAUGUUAAUCAACAGAAAGCAGCCUAAGCUAGAAGAGUUGUGCCAAAUACAAAUACCCAAUGGAAGCUUUUUAAUCUUUUAUUAACAGAAACGUCGUCCUGCUCAGAAUCUGUUAGCUCUUUUUGAGGCUGCAGGCAAAUUUAAAUUGGUGUUUUGUAUGGGUUGCCUCUUUAAACGUUUAUUAUCAGAAGCAUGGGUGCACAACUGACAUUAAAGGUGUGGGAGAGGCAUGUGUUGACAUGCAGGCACAAAAUGCCGCGUGUGGCUGCAGGAGGAGAGGCAAGACAUUAAUAUAACAAAUGAAUAGGGGAAUGUGAUCAGAGGUGAAGAAAUGUGUGCAAACAGUUGAACAAUUGUGAAUCCCAGUCUGUCAUCAUGCCUGGAACACAUCUAGAUGGAAGGCAACCCCUGCUCUAGUCCUCUACAAGUCAGUUAUCACUGCUGAUACCUCUCACAUUUAAAGAUUAACUCCACUCCAAAGCCCAACUUAAUGAGGAUUCUUACCUUGAUAACCUCUGUUUCCUGGCAUUACCAGCUCUAGGCAGGAAGAUAGUUGGGUGUGGUGAAAUGAGGACAGCAUGGCUUUUAGGAAUGGGCAGUAGAGGGCCCCCAGUAGGAAAUAAUAGCCAGGGAGAGGGCAAGGAGCAAUGCAGGACAUUGAAACCUCACCCCUUCAUCACCAGAGGUCUUUCGAUUUAUGAGACUUCAGUAUAUGAAACCUAAAUAUUUCCAAGCUGUUCUCUGCAACUACAAGUACUAGAGACUAACUUUUAAAAAAAAUGCAGGCUAUGCUAUUGCUGUGUUGUACUGUAUGGUUAAUUUCUCCUGGUCACCGGCCAGUGUUAUGCCAAGAUCAUGAAAAAGUGAAAUGUCGUAAAUGAUUCUUAUAGAAUUAUUGCCUUAUAUAAAUGCAAAACAAUGUGCAAACCAAAGCCAAAACUUUGAGGAAGUGCACCGUUUUUCAGGGGUUUAAAAUGAUUUUUUUCAUUGUAAUGGAAAGUAUUAUUGUAUAAAUGGUAUACUUAUGACAAGUACUGUAUGUUCUACUGUACAAA
Messenger RNA from Rhineura floridana, 3414 nucleotides. It is a transcript of the gene HTRA3, whose product is annotated as HtrA serine peptidase 3. Gene Ontology annotation, cellular component: extracellular region. Lineage: Eukaryota; Metazoa; Chordata; Lepidosauria; Squamata; Rhineuridae. Gene Ontology annotation, biological process: proteolysis. The record is from RefSeq and is a predicted model, not a curated record. Gene Ontology annotation, molecular function: protein binding; serine-type endopeptidase activity. The transcript is spliced from 9 exons. The coding region runs from base 155 to 1528 and encodes 457 amino acids.